Lactuca saligna is the source of this 522-nucleotide messenger RNA. Lineage: Eukaryota; Viridiplantae; Streptophyta; Magnoliopsida; Asterales; Asteraceae. The record is from the annotation of a GenBank genome assembly.
AUGAGUGGUACAACUGCGAUUAUUGUCCUUGUCAUAACUGAUAAGCUUUACGUGGCUAAUGCCGGCAAUUCAAGAGCUCUGAUCUCCGUUAAACCUGACCAUCAAGGUUUUGUAACUCAACACACUCAUAAUCAUCCAUUCUUUGUUCUUGCAAGUGACGACAUAUUUGAGUUCUUAUCUAGCCAAACUGUUGUUGAUAGUAAUCCAAAGAAUAUAUGGCGUGGCCGGAGAAAGAAUGGAGAUACAGAAGGAGGAGGCGAUGUAUUAAAGAAGACAAAGGGCGUAGAAGAUGUGAAAACUUAUAUCAACGUCGAAGGUGGCUUCAACCUUCAGCAGGCCCGAUUUGAAAACCUAGAUAAAUGUCGUCAUCUUCACACCUCGACGAAGGCUUUGUCUGGAAACUCGAGCCACAAGCGUCGCCUCCGUUUCUGUCUUCUUCUCCGGCGAGUAUUGUCUAUCUCAGAUCCUUUUUCUUCGAAGAAAGCCUCUGUCGCCGUCGUUCGUCUUCGCCGAAAACCCUAA